CGUUUUUCAGUGACAUAUGGCGACUGAGACAAGUCCAUAGUCCAACUUUCACGGUUCAUAAAAAGUUUCGAAUUCUAGUAAAAGUUACUCGUAUUGGAUAUUAUUUCAGUACAUAUACGAAUAACAUAAUUAUUAUUUAAACGAUGAUUAUGGCCUCUCAAAUUGCGAGAUCAUUGCUAGCUACCACCCGUCCUACCACAACUUUAAAGUUCGAUAUAGCUCGUCGAGCACUUAGUGUAACUGCCACUCUACAGCAAAAGAAGUCCCUUAAAGAUAAAACUGGCAAAAAUGUAGUCCUUGUAGAUGGUGUCCGUACGCCGUUCUUGGUUUCUUUCACGGAUUAUGCCAAGAUGAUGCCCCAUGAGCUUGCAAGGCAUUCCCUUCUGGGUCUUCUCCAAAAAACUGGGAUUCCAAAGGAAGUUGUAGAUUACAUUGUCUAUGGAACAGUUAUUCAGGAAGUGAAGACAUCAAACAUUGGAAGAGAAGCAGCCUUGGCAGCUGGCUUUAGUGACCGUACCCCUGCCCACACUGUCACUAUGGCUUGUAUAUCUUCAAACCAGGCUAUUACCACAGGUGUUGGUAUGAUAGCUGCCGGUGCUUAUGAUGUGAUUGUAUGUGGAGGUGUGGAAUUUAUGUCUGACGUGCCAAUACGACACUCGCGUAAGAUGCGAUCACUUUUACUGAAGCUCAAUCGUGCUAAAACUCCUGCUCAAAGACUGUCUUUACUAGCCUCUAUACGACCAGAUUACUUUGCUCCCGAGCUCCCGGCAGUAGCGGAAUUUUCAUCUGGCGAGACCAUGGGCCAUAGCGCAGACCGUUUAGCGGCCGCUUUCGGUGCCAGUCGUGCCGAACAAGAUGAAUACGCUCUUCGAUCACACACACUCGCUGCCGAAGCACAAGCCAAGGGUCACUUUACUGAUCUCAUACCUGUCAAAGUGGACGGCAAAGACGGCGUAGUGGAAAAAGACAACGGUAUCCGUGUGUCCUCUCCUGAGCAGCUGGCGAAACUUAGACCUGCUUUUAUCAAGCCUCAUGGCACCGUUACUGCAGCUAACUCUUCAUUCCUGACUGAUGGAGCGUCAGCGUGUCUAAUUAUGUCUGAAGCUAAGGCCAAGGAGUUGGGGUUAAAGCCGAAGGCUUAUCUCCGAGACUUCACAUAUGUCGCUCAGGAUCCAGUAGAUCAGCUUCUUCUCGGUCCAGCAUAUGGGAUUCCCAAGAUCCUGGAGAAAUCUGGACUCCAACUUGGAGACAUAGACACCUGGGAAAUACAUGAAGCUUUUGCUGGCCAAAUCUUAGCCAACCUGAAAGCAAUGGACUCUGAUUGGUUCGCCCAGAACUACCUCGGCAAGCAGACUAAGGUGGGUGUUCCAGACAUGAACAAGUGGAACAAGUGGGGUGGCUCUCUCUCUAUUGGACAUCCGUUUGCUGCUACUGGGGUGAGGCUCGCGAUGCACACGGCCCACAGACUGGUGAAAGAGGACGGUCAGUUCGGAGUGAUAUCCGCGUGUGCAGCCGGCGGACAGGGCGUGGCCAUGAUACUGGAAAGACAUCCCGAUGCACACACCAACUGAACACCUUUUCACCUCACUUCAUGCCCUUUGCCCAAUUUAAGACAGGUUAUCUUAUGUCACAGAGGAAUUAAAAUCAUCAUAGACUGACAAGUCUAAUGAUAAUCUUCAAGUGUUUCUGAACUGAAAAACCACUACUUGCUUUGUUGACGUUUCCAAUUUUAGUAAACUAAGCCCUGUAAAAAAAAUAUAUUUAAACAGAUGUUAUAUUGUCCUUGUAUUAUUUAAGUAAACGUUAUUCGUAUAAGUGUAUACUUUUUGAUGAUUAUACAUUUUAUAUUUAAUAAAUAAAUAAUUUAAUUA
Pieris rapae (cabbage white) is the source of this 1871-nucleotide messenger RNA. It is a transcript of the gene Mtpbeta, whose product is annotated as trifunctional enzyme subunit beta, mitochondrial. The record is from RefSeq and is a predicted model, not a curated record. Gene Ontology annotation, biological process: fatty acid beta-oxidation. NCBI's taxonomy places the organism in Eukaryota, Metazoa, Arthropoda, Insecta, Lepidoptera, Pieridae. The transcript is spliced from 11 exons. Gene Ontology annotation, molecular function: acyltransferase activity, transferring groups other than amino-acyl groups. Bases 144 to 1571 code for a protein of 475 amino acids.